AGAGGCCCCUGCCCGGAUGGCAGCAGCAGUUCUAGGGGGAGACGCCAUGGGCCCUGAACGUAUCUUCCCCAACCAAACUGAGGACUUAGGGCCACAUCAGGGCCCUACAGAAGGAACUGGGGAUUGGAGCAAUGAAGAACUCAAGGAAGAGCAGGAGGAAACAGGAGCAGGCCCGGCAGGCUACUCCUACCAACCCCUCAAUCAAGACCCUGAACAAGAAGAGGUGGAACUGGCACCAGUGAGUGAGGGAGAAGAUGGAGCUGCUGACAUUCAAGAUCGGAUCCAGGCCCUGGGGCUUCAUUUGCCAGACCCACCAUUAGAGAGUGAGGAUGAUGAUGAGGAGGGGGCUGCAGCAUUGAGCAGCCACAGCUCUAUCCCCAAGGACCCAGAACACGUAGAGCUGGUGAAAAGGACCAUGGCUGGAGUAAGCCUGCCUGCACCAGGGGUUCCUGCCUGGUCUCGGGAGAUAUCGGACGCUCAGUGGGAAGAUGUGGUACAGAAAGCCCUCUAA
Messenger RNA from Chionomys nivalis (European snow vole), 511 nucleotides. RefSeq names its product male-enhanced antigen 1-like. The record is from RefSeq and is a predicted model, not a curated record. NCBI's taxonomy places the organism in Eukaryota, Metazoa, Chordata, Mammalia, Rodentia, Cricetidae. The coding region runs from base 17 to 511 and encodes 164 amino acids. Gene Ontology annotation, biological process: spermatogenesis. The transcript has a single exon.